Molecule: messenger RNA, 1703 nt
Organism: Ostrea edulis (European flat oyster)
Lineage: Eukaryota; Metazoa; Mollusca; Bivalvia; Ostreida; Ostreidae
Product: zinc finger protein 431-like
Exons: 4
Coding region: 199-1350 (383 amino acids)
Source: RefSeq, a predicted model, not a curated record
AACCGACAGAAAACAGACGCAUGUUAACUUUUAUUACAACUUUAUCAUUAGUUUGCGUUCUGUUAGGACAGUACUUUACUGCUUUGCUUAUUUGAUUAUAUAUUCAAAGAUUUUCAAGAUCUAUUGGUUUGUUUUCUUCGUGUUUCGAGGAAGUUCGGUCAAAAAUUUUAAGCUUUUAUUCUCUAUGAAAAAACAAAAAUGGAACUAGUCAAUUCAACUUUUGUGCCAUUAACUGAAGAGGAACACAGAAGUGCGUUCAAAAUUGUCCAGCCAAGAAAAUCAGUUGAGGACCAUCGAUCCUCACCCGUGGAGGAUGAAUCUUCGCUGUCACCCACACAUUGUAGUCUUACUCUCCGGCGAUCACGAAGUAAAGAAUCCGAAGAGUUAGCAGGGAAGGAGACAGCUUCGCGGUUCAGUGCUUUUCGUCCAUGGCUUUGCGAACCAAUCAACCAGGCUACAGAUCUCUCAGUAAAGAACAAAAUGACGUCAUCAUUACAAGAGAGUUCCAGAAAAACAUCAAUCAUUCCCACCAUUUCGUUUGGUGCUAUGAAGGCACCCAAUAUCAACGAUAUCUACCGAUAUCAAAUGGCUCAAGCGAUGUACAGAACACCGUAUAACAUAUUCCCUUACGGGCAAUCAACAAUAUGGGCGGAUCCAAGAUUCUACCGAUUUCUAGGCCAGGGGAAAGAUUUCCAGGCAUCUCUCUUCAAGAACUUUAUGAAUGUGGCGGAAGAAGGCGAAGUUUCCGGAUUCGAUAAAGGUUCUUUUGAGUGCGUGAAGUGUAUGAAACAAUUCAGUACGCCACACGGUCUAGAAGUUCACGUGCGGCGGUCUCACAUUGGCAGAAGACCAUACGCUUGUGACGUUUGUAGUAAGACAUUCGGACAUUCAGUCAGUUUGACGCAACACAGAGCGGUACAUACUCAAGAAAGAAGUUUUGUUUGUCAGCAGUGUGGAAAGAGCUUCAAACGUUCCUCAACCUUGUCCACGCACCUUCUGAUUCACAGUGACACACGGCCGUAUCCCUGCCCCUACUGCGGCAAAAGAUUCCACCAGAAAUCUGAUAUGAAAAAGCACACAUACAUUCACACAGGAGAGAAACCUUACAAAUGCAACCAUUGCGGCAAGGCCUUCAGUCAAUCUUCGAAUCUUAUAACCCAUUGUCGCAAACACACGGGCUUCAAACCCUUUUCCUGUGCAUCGUGUGGAAGAAGUUUUCAAAGAAAAGUCGACCUGAGAAGGCACCAUGAAACUCAGCACGUAGAAGAAAUGACUAAUUCAUCUAGCGACAUCGUGACGUCAUCAACUGUUGAGGUUUCCAAUAACAGACAGGAAGAGAGCAUAAUUUAGUAUUCAUUGUGUUUUAUCUUUCUGUUUUGCUCAAAUUUAUUAUUUUUUAUUUAUUUCUAUUUGUUGUGUAAUUUCAUGUACAAACUCUUCGCUUUAUACGUUGGUGUUAGGUGUUAUUGAAAUUACAAAUUCGAAUAUGUCAGUUUAGUCCUCCAUACAAACUCACGUUUGAUUAUUGGCUGCAUGCGUUAUGGCAUUGAUAUGAUUGCAUAAUGUAACAUAUCAUAUGUUUGGAGGAUUCUUCACUAUCAUUACACUUAGUCUUUCAGUGCUGAGAUACACAUGUCUGUUGCAUUACACCAAUUAAGAUGUAUUUAUUUAGAUUUUUAAUAAAGUUGGACAGUGCUACAAAA